GUUUUCUUUUGUCCACAAAUAGAAGCACCACUGUUAAGUGGACAGUUCCUGAUGAAAGGAAAGAUAUUUAACGUAGACAUGAGAACGAAAAUCGGACAGUGUCACAAGUGGAAUGGUGAAAGAAAGUAGUGGUGACGACCAUAAGCGAGCGACGCUUCUUGUAGUUUGUGACUUAAUUUUCAAGUUACACCAGAGGGAAAACCGCCAGCAAGGACAACGUGUUAAAAAUCAAAUUGCACCAUGCCAGGAGAACGGUUAGUAUGCGUUUGGCAAGCUGCACAUGCAAACGAUCCAAACCCAAGAAACAAAACUAUUACCAAAGAUGCCUUGAAAAAAGUCAAUGUGCGAUUUGCAGGCUUUCAAUCUACGCAUUACAUGGAGAACAAAUUCGACAGCACCUUCAAAGACGGGGUAACCUUUGAAUUGUACAAAACUUACGUCCACAAAUCUCUUCUUGAAAAAGGAGUUCCAGAGCACGUGCUUCAUGACGACAUAGAAAAGGCAUGCUGGGAUUUAUCCAAGAGUAGCUAUAAAUGUUCUUUGCCAGGUAGCGAUCUCUUUCGUCUCUGGCAAGUUGCUAAUCGCCUUACGCAAGAGGGCACCUAUCCUCCCAUUAUAUGCACAGACGAAUGUCAAUGGCUAAGUGAGAAGAUCGCAUCCCACUUGGGAAAACACUGGAAAACAAACGAUCACACUUACAAGGCAGAUGGCGCCACUUUUCAAGAUUUGCUGGAUUCCCUCGAUGACGUAUACUUUCACGAGACAUCACCCGAUCUCGUCCACGCGUGCAUCAAGGAUUUGCACAAGUGGUUGGUGGAGGAGGUCAUGAAAACUGGAUGGAUGUACAAGCGUACGCGAAAGCAGGCCAACUGGACCAACUGGACCAAAAGGUGGUUCGUUUUAAAGCCUGGACGACUGGAGUACUAUGACAAGCCUGCCGUGGGGAAUUCGACCAGUCGCCUUAAAGGUGAAGUCGUUAUCUCUCAGAACACCAAACUUGAGUCAUUGCCAGACUACAGUGGACUGGUUCGCAAGCUGUCCGGCCGCUUUAAGGUAUCCAAUGCACAUGAAAUAGAGUGCGAGAUAGCGGAUGCUGCGACCGGUGCCAGCAACAAAGAGAGACGCGCAUGGCUGUCCUGCCUGGAGGAAGUCAUUGAGACGUGCAAGGAGGGCAUGACGCCGGUCCAGAAACUUCUCAACGAACGCCAUCGCAGGCGGGAGAUCAGUAGAGACGACAGCACGUCUAAAAUUGACAACGCCUUGUCAGCGACCUACGAACGGUCAGUUGAGGACCAGAAUGGCAACAGUCCUACUGAAGAUGGUAAAUACAUAGUACCGGUAAAAGCACCAAACUUCCAGCCAGUGCCUAUGUCCUCGCAUUCUAACGGACAGGCAAAGAAACCAGAUCCAGUGAAAAUUUCAAACUCGUCCGCUGAAGUCCCCCCUGUUAUAAAUGUUGAUCAACCAAGCAUAGACACAGAGGAAAACAAUGACAGCAACAUGAUCAAAGUUGCAGAAGAAAAACUGAAAGCCGUUUUCAUGAAAAUCGACACAAGUGGAAAUGGCUGGAUAGACCCCGAAGAGUUUUCAGCCUUCAUUCACAGCCUCGGUUUGAAGAUGACCGAGAAGGAGAUCAACCUGGUUUUCAACACUGUCGACAAAGAUUCCAACGGGAAAAUAAACUUCGAAGAGUUUGAGGAGUAUUUCUCAAGAUACAUCAUGGAUGAAAAUUGCUCGUCCGCGUGUGUCGCUGCCCUCAGGGGUGCGUUUCUUGAGGCAGAUCGUAACGGGACAGGGACCCUAAACUUCCACGAAUUUGCAGAGUACGUUUGGGAGAAAAAAAGAUCAAUUCGUGUUUCUAAAAUUCUGAAAGCUUUCAAGAAAAUGGAUGGCCAACAAAAAGGUGAGAUAACCUUUACAGAUUUCCGAGAUCUCUACUUGAGACCUGGUGGAGGGGUUGAGGCACCAAUUCCAGAGGAAGAGAUCGAGCUGGUCCAGGAAUCAGAUUCUUUGGACGUUUUUGAACGUCAGCUGAAGCAGACCUACGAUGACACGGACGUCGACACCCUAUCCCAUUACAUACGGGACAGAUGGGAUAAGUUCACCAGUUUUCGUCGCCUUGGCGCUUCCGGUGAGGUCGUGAUGAAGGGAGGGUCUGGCAUGGUGGCGGAUAUCGUUCCCGGGGACUACAACCUCAUGGACAUCGCCUGUUUUUCGGACCUUCCCCCUCUUGUCCCCAAAUGCACUGUCAUCAAAGGAGUCAAGUGGGUCUCCAGCACCAUUCCAGGGAUUUCUGGCAAAAUCGUUUUCCCGAGCGAUUUUAAUAAAGAGAUCGUCACCGAUUUGGCCACCAAUGAGCAUUUGAGGUACUACGGUUGUAGUUUUGCAGACUCGCAGCAGGUCAAGAUCUCUUUGAUGUACCGCCACGGAAUUCAAGAUUUCACCUACGAGAACAAAUACCUUGAGGAUUACGUCACCGUCUCCAAUGGCGGUGCAGGCAUCGAGAGACACGACUUCUCCCAUCUCGACUGCCCUCUGGUGGAAGACUCAGGAGUUUUCAUCAUGGCGAAACUUGUGGGAGAUGACGAAUUGCACGUGACCGGCUUCCGUGUUCCAGUCCGCCAUACACUGUAUAUACCCGGCGGUUGCAUCCAUUCUAAUGAUUACCUUAAAGGCACGUGGAGAACCAUGCUCUCUGAUGAAACUGACAUUGACCACGUGCACUUGGUGAAGAAAUCAGCGAAAGCGCUGGACGAGAAUUUAACGGGCUUUAAAUUUCAGUUUGUGUAACACCUUCUGAGUCUUUAUAUAAUGUCAUGGUGACUUUCUUUCCCCAGUCCCUUUUUACCAUGAUUUGAUUGUAACCCCAUUUCAAUUUAUCCAGUUCUACCAGAGGUGCGUUCCCUCUAUGAACUAACACCAAAAUGACUGAGUAAGAGUAAUAUUCUCUAGCGAAAUUUUACCCAAUCAAUUUGGGGAAUUUUUGAGAAAUUCAAAUUAGAUUCAGAAUACUAAUUUUAAUCUUAAAAGAAGUUUGUUAGAGCGUUUUUAAAUAGUCUCUGUAUACUAAAAAAAGAAAUCGUUUGUUCAUCUCUCUUACAUGCCUUUUUUAUAAAACUUUCCUAUAUUACAUUCAUUUGAAAGGUAUUGUUAGAAUAUGAGCGUUUAUUUUGUAGGCCUUGUAAAAGCUUUAAUUUGCUUUAAAUUCCAGUGGAUUAUUUGAAGGUUAUUUGCCAAAAUUUUCCAGUUGGUUAGAUGUCAUUAUGUAGAGAAGAUGACGUUAAAAAUAAUACUGUUAUCAUUUAAUUAUACCAGUUUUCAUUGUAAAUACAUUUAGACGAUAAACUAAAGUUUAAAGUCUUUACACAUUAAGGCAAUUUUGAAUGUUGUCUACUUAAUUUCCGUUAUAGUCUUUUUGUACUUAAAGAUAGAAAAUGAUUUAUAAAUAAAUCAAAAGAAAUUUUCAAAUGAUAAA
This is a messenger RNA of Lingula anatina, 3475 nucleotides long. RefSeq lists its product as uncharacterized. Lineage: Eukaryota; Metazoa; Brachiopoda; Lingulata; Lingulida; Lingulidae. Gene Ontology annotation, molecular function: calcium ion binding. The record is from RefSeq and is a predicted model, not a curated record.